Messenger RNA from Myzus persicae (green peach aphid), 1115 nucleotides. RefSeq lists its product as uncharacterized. The record is from RefSeq and is a predicted model, not a curated record. Gene Ontology annotation, molecular function: sequence-specific DNA binding. Bases 152 to 1048 code for a protein of 298 amino acids. The transcript is spliced from 11 exons. Lineage: Eukaryota; Metazoa; Arthropoda; Insecta; Hemiptera; Aphididae.
AUAUUAUAAAUUAUAUUACUGUUAUAAAUUUAAAAUUAUGUACUAAAUUAUAAUUUAUAAUUAUAUCUGUAAAAUUAUUAUAAAUUGUAUUAUUCGACUUGUUUACUCCUAAUUGUAUUCUAUACAAAUUUGUAUAUUUAUAAUUGGAACUAUGGUUCAUACGUGCAGAAUUUGUAGUCUUUCAUCUAACGAUAAUAAAGAUCUAUCAUUUCACAGAUUUCCGAAGAAUUUGGAAAAAAGGCAAAAAUGGGCAUCAGCCUUAGGGGUGCAACAAAUUGGUGAUUGGCAUUACGUUUGCGGAAAUCACUUUAAUCGUGACAGUUAUAUCUUCAGCAACACUAGAAAUAUAUUGAAGUCUAAUGCUAUACCAUUCAUUGUUCAAAAUUCAGAUGAUGAAUCUUGCUCACCGAUUAUUUGUUCUUCUGCAUCUGAUAAUUAUUCGCAUGUCAAUACUGUAAAUUCUACUUCAAGUAUUUUGAAUAAUGUUGUUGUUCAAAAUUCAGAUGAUGAAUCUUGCUCACCGAGUAUUUGUUCUUCUGCAUCUGAUAAUUAUUCACAUGUCAAUACUGUAAAUUCUACUCCAAAUAAUUUGAAUAAUGUUGUUGUUCAAAAUUCAGAUGAUGAAUCUUGCUCACCGAGUAUUUGUUCUUCUGCAUCUGAUAAUUAUUCACAUGUCAAUACUGUAAAUUCUACUCCAAAUAAUUUGAAUAAUGUUUACAGAACACCUAAACGGAGGAAGAUAGAAUUAAAUUGUGAUGUGACAACUCCCAAAAUAUGUCCUAAAAAAAAAUUAAUUUGGAGUAGUAAUCGAUUUGGUGAUUUGAGUGCAAGUGAUUUUGGAACACCAAAUUGUGCUGCAAGAAAUUUUGAAGUCGUAAAAAGAACUGUCACACAACUGAGAAAAAAAAAUAAAUAUCUCAAUCAAAAAUGUAAGCGUUUAGAGAAAAAAGUUGUAACAUUAAAUGACAUGUUGGACAUCCUUAAGAAGAAAUCAUUAAUGACAGAUUUUGCUGCUGAUAGCUUAAAGGUACAUCAAUUAAAACAAUGACAUUUCAUUAACAACAAAAUAUCAAAUAUUAAAUCAGGGAAAACAAGGUCAAAAUUAACGAAAUUAG